Molecule: messenger RNA, 1179 nt
Organism: Zingiber officinale
Lineage: Eukaryota; Viridiplantae; Streptophyta; Magnoliopsida; Zingiberales; Zingiberaceae
Product: GDSL esterase/lipase At1g28600-like
Exons: 5
Coding region: 26-1114 (362 amino acids)
Molecular function (GO): hydrolase activity, acting on ester bonds
Source: RefSeq, a predicted model, not a curated record
GGAAGUCGUUAAUUUACGACUGAAUAUGCGUGUUAUGGCGACUGCCUACACCUUGUCCUGCUUCUUCAUACUUCUCUUGGGGCUUCUGCUGCUGCAGGUGCAGGGCCAUGCAAGGCGGCACACUUGUUUCUCUGCUAUAUUCAGCUUCGGCGACUCCCUGCAGGACACCGGCAACUUCGCCCACGCCUUCUUCAACACCACCGUCAGUCGGCCUCCGUGGGGGAAUACCUACUUCCACCGCCCCACCGGCCGCUUCUCUGAUGGCCGACUCAUCUUAGACUUUAUCGCGGAACGCGUUGGGCUGCCGUUGGUGCAGCCCUACCUCGCCGGAGGAGACUUCUCAAAAGGAGCAAACUUCGCCUUCGCCGGAGCGACGGCGUUGAGCCAGAACGAUUUGGGCAGGUUCGGGGUGCACACGACUGGGUGGUUGAGGAAGAACACCCUGCACGCCCAAAUUAGGUGGUUCCAGAAACUCCUCCAGUCACAUUCCUCGUUUCAAGAUCCCAACUUCUUGGAGAGCUCCCUGUUCAUGGUAGGGGAGAUCGGAGGGAAUGACUACAACGCAGCUCUCCAUCAGGAUCUUCCAUAUCACAAACUCAUAAGGAUCGUCCCCCGUGUAAUUCACGCCAUCUCCUCCACUAUCACUAGGUUGAUCGGAAUGGGUGCAAAAACGUUGGUGGUCCCCGGAAACCUGCCCAUCGGCUGUAUCCCGGCGUGGCUCUGGCAGUAUCGCCGGGACGACCCCAGCGACUACGACAGCAACGGUUGUCUUCUAUGGCUGAACCGGUUCUCCGAGUACCACAACGACCGCUUGACGGCUCAAUUGAACCGUCUCUCUCGAGUAUACCCCAACGUUACCAUCGCGUACGCUGAUUAUUUCGGGGCCGGGAUGCGGAUGUUCUCCGACCAACGCCGGUUCGGCAUCAGCGAGCCUUUUGUUGCUUGUUGCGGAGCCGAUGGGCAUGGGUGUGAGUCGACCGGACCGGUUUGCAAAAACCCGGAGAAAUACGCUUCGUGGGAGGGGUUCCACCCGACGGAGGCAACUUACAAGGCCAUUUACGAAGGUUUGGUCGACGGACCAUUUGCGAUUCCUUUACUGACGAAAAAAUAUUGAUAUCAGCGAGCACAAUAUUUCAAGUGUAUUAUAAUAAUACUCGUCAAUGAUUCAAAAUAAUGAGU